Messenger RNA from Lathyrus oleraceus (garden pea), 1314 nucleotides. RefSeq lists its product as uncharacterized. Lineage: Eukaryota; Viridiplantae; Streptophyta; Magnoliopsida; Fabales; Fabaceae. The record is from RefSeq and is a predicted model, not a curated record. Bases 1 to 1314 code for a protein of 437 amino acids. The transcript has 5 exons.
AUGGAUCGUCUAGAGCAAGAGAAUCACAAAAUACGUGAAGAGGUGAAUACUUUGAGGGACAAUUCCGGAAAACUUACUGCUAUGAUGGAAACUCUGGUGACUGCUCAGAAUCAGCCACCUCCUUCUCCUCAGACUCUACUUCAGACGACUGUAAUUUCCGAAAUUGUCUCUACGCCCAUUUCAGUAGCUCCAGUCAGUGCUCCACAACACCGUAUGCCUCCUGGUUUCCCUUGGGGCAUGCCUCCUAAUUUUUUGUCUGAAGGGUAUCAACUUGUUGUUGAAGUUCCUAUGGCUCAACCGAUUAUGUCAGUACCACCUCCCGUGGUUCAUACUGUUCCUUAUGUCGAAGAACCCAUUUUCCAUGCUGGCCAGAGUGAAACUGUUAGCGUCUAUGAAAGGAUGGAUGAGUUUCAAGCUCAAUUUCAAGCUAUGCAUAAAGAGAUUAAUGCUUUGAGGGAGAAAUAUCUGUUUGGGAAGAAUGCUCAUGAUUUGCGCUUAGUUCUUAAUGUGAAGAUUCCGCAUAAGUUCAAGGUACCAGAUUUCAAGAAGUAUAAGGGUAACUCUUUUCCUUUGAGUCAUUUGGUGAUGUACGCUGGUGCACCCGACCAUGAUAUUGAGAAUUGUUUUGCUUUAAAAGUUGAGGUGAGAAGAAACCCUCGAGGGUAUGAUGUGGUAAAAAGAGACUUACAAGAAAUGUUGGAGCAAAAUCUUAUUCAGAUUAGGAGGGAUAUGGAUGAAGAUGAGCAUGAGGUGAACGUCAUAGUUCCCCGUUUCAAUAUCCCAGAACCAGUUUUAAUUGCAUAUAAUGGUCAGAAGUCUAUUGUUUUUCCGUUGGUCAUUCGUUUGGUGGGUCCGAAGCCGUAUGAGUCUGAUAAAGUUGUUCCUUACAAGUACAAUGCUCCUAAAAGAACCGAAGAUGCGGUGAUAGAGAAACCAACUCAAGAGAAAACUCCUGUUAUACAGACCAACCAAUCCAACAUUGUGAAUCAGAGUUAUGAUCAUGAUGAAGUGCUGAAAUUGAUUAAGAAGAGUGAUUUCAAUAUGGUGGACCAGUUGUUGCACACCUCAUCCAAGAUAUCUAUAUUAUCUUUACUGAUGAGUUCAGAUGCACACCUAGACGCUUUGCAGAAGGUCCUAGAACAAGCCUAUGUGGAUCACGAUGUAAUGAUUGAUCAGUUUGAUGGCAUUGUGGCCAAUAUUACCGCGUGUAACAAUAUGAGCUUCAAUGAUGAAGAGAAGAAUGGGGAAUCCAUGACAUCUUUAAAAGACACCCGGCAUGUGGUAGAGAAUGGUCAAUCUGCUAGAUGGGGAUAA